This is a messenger RNA of Aethalodelphis obliquidens (Pacific white-sided dolphin), 2620 nucleotides long. It is a transcript of the gene MBD3, whose product is annotated as methyl-CpG binding domain protein 3. The record is from RefSeq and is a predicted model, not a curated record. Gene Ontology annotation, cellular component: nucleus. NCBI's taxonomy places the organism in Eukaryota, Metazoa, Chordata, Mammalia, Artiodactyla, Delphinidae. The transcript is spliced from 6 exons. The coding region runs from base 1502 to 2203 and encodes 233 amino acids. Gene Ontology annotation, biological process: negative regulation of transcription by RNA polymerase II; DNA methylation-dependent constitutive heterochromatin formation. Gene Ontology annotation, molecular function: methyl-CpG binding.
UGCCGGCCGGGCAGGGCCCCAACGGGCGUCUCCCAGCGGCCUCUGCGGCGGCCUGGGCGCCCCGACCCGGGCCGCGGCCUGGGCCCCGCGCGUGCGUUGUGCGUGCAUGCGUGCGUGCGUGCCGGCGCGCGGCGGGCGCUUGGCCCAGUGCGCGUGCGUGCCCGGCGGGCCCGAGCCCAGUGCGCGUGCGUGCCCGGCGAAGCCUUCGCUCAGUGUGCUUGCGCUCCCCCCGCUGCCGCAUGGUCCUGGGACCGGCCCCGGGUUGGCGGCGGCCUUUGUUCGGCGGCCGCGGCGAAGCGGCCGGCUGGGCAAGGGGCACCCCGGCACGGGCCAGAUGCCGCUGGGAGGCGGGGGUGGGGGCUGGGCUGUCCCUUUGGUUCUCGUGGGGCGCUCCUGGGGCCGCGCGCAGUCUGGGUCGGGUGGGGAUCCCGGGUUUCAGGGAGCAGGGUUCCCUCUGGGGGACCAGGGAGGGCUGCCUAGAGAUGCAGGUUUCUGGGCCCUUCACAGGGUGGCCUGGUCCUGGAGCUGCGUGUCUUUUAAGAGCCGCCCCUCCCCCAUCCUUGGGCACCGUGGGUAGUGGCCUCUCCAGUCGCCAGACCGGGGACGCGGCCUUUGUGAGCUUCCCUCACCCAAACUGGAGGGAGGGCUGCCCUUGGCCCGAGAAAGGUGGCAGGGACCCCCCCACCCCCAGUGAAACAGAAUCAGUAGGCGGCUGGAAGCCCAGCCUCAGACCGUCAACCACCUGCUGUUUGCCUUUUCCUUCCUUUUUUUUUUUUUUUUCCUCUUGAUUGGUGGAAGAUGCUUUUGUUUCUGAGCCAGGCUUGAUGGCUCCCUCCCCUUUGCUUUAGGACCCUGACAAAAGAAAAGCAGGCGGGACACCUGCCACGUGUUGAAUGCCUGCCAGGUGUUGGGGGGUGUGCAGCAGGUCCUGGGCCUUUGCUGUCCUCGCUUUGGGAGGAGUGAAGGAAGUGAGCAGGGUAAGGAUGGCAGCUCAUCCAGGACAAGCUCAGGUUCUAGUGUCCAAAGAGUGCUGGUGGCCCUCCAGUGUGUACUGUAAUUGGCUGCCCCUCUCGUAAUGUCAAGCAUGAAGUAGUGGGGUUACGAUCAUCUUUUAGGGAAACGUGUGUAUUCCCCCUCACUGCGGCUGUCUGUGACGUCACUCCCCCGUUGGCUGUUUAGAGAAGCUUCCUUCUGGGUGCGUGAAGAGGCCUCUCACCACCGCCCCUCAUUUAAUUCUGAGCGCACUUGUGUUCUCACUUCUUCCUUUUAGGUCUGAAGAAUGAGGCAGGUCUCUGUUCCUCUAGUCCUUUGUUAAUUUAACAGAUGCCUCUGCAGCACAUGCUGGGUGUCCUGGCCAUUCAGCUGGGAGUGAGACCUGGGCCCUCCCCUCGUGGGUGACAGCUGGUGCCCCAGCCAUCACCCCGUUGCUUUCAUAGUUAACAGCCCGAGCGGGAAGAAGUUCCGGAGCAAGCCCCAGCUGGCGCGCUACCUGGGCGGCUCCAUGGACCUGAGCACCUUCGACUUCCGCACGGGCAAGAUGCUGAUGGGCAAGAUGAACAAGAGCCGGCAGCGGGUGCGCUAUGACUCCCCGAGCCAGGUCAAGGGCAAGCCCGACCUGAACACGGCCCUCCCGGUCAGGCAGACGGCGUCCAUCUUCAAGCAGCCAGUGACCAAGAUCACCAACCACCCCAGCAACAAGGUGAAGAGCGACCCCCAGAAGGCCGUGGAGCAGCCCCGGCAGCUCUUCUGGGAGAAGAAGCUGAGCGGCCUGAAUGCCUUUGACAUCGCGGAGGAGCUCGUGAAGACCAUGGACCUCCCCAAGGGCUUGCAAGGCGUGGGUCCCGGCUGCACGGAUGAGACGCUGCUCUCGGCCAUUGCCAGCGCCCUGCACACCAGCACCAUGCCCAUCACCGGGCAGCUCUCAGCCGCCGUGGAGAAGAACCCCGGGGUGUGGCUCAACACAGCCCAGCCGCUCUGCAAGGCCUUCAUGGUGACCGAUGAGGACAUCAGGAGGCAGGAGGAACUGGUGCAGCAGGUCCGCAAGCGGCUGGAGGAGGCGCUGAUGGCCGACAUGCUGGCUCACGUGGAGGAGCUGGCCCGGGACGGCGAGGCGCCGCUGGGCAGGGCGGGCGCUGACGGGGAUGAGGACGACGGGGACCAGGAGGAGAGUCCCGACCAGGACCAGGAGAUGGAGCACGUGUAGAGCAGGCACUGGCCGGGUCCCAGCUCCAGCUCGCGCGGGCAGCGACCACGGGUGAGGGGUGGUCCGGGUCCCUGGGGCCUGCCUUGUGCCAGUGGCAGCAGUGCCUCCCGAGAGCACCUGUCUUCAAGGAGGACGGCCUGCCAGGCACGGAUGGUGCCCUCUCUGUCCCUGCACGGGCCCCACCCGCCUGCCCUCCCGCACGGGGCCACCUGCAGACUCGGCCCUCACCCUGCCCAGGCGUGUCCCCUCCCCUGGGCCACGGGGACAUGGCUGAAGCACGGCCUCUCACCUGAUGGACCCCCCAUGUCUGCCCCUCCUCGGGGUCAUGGCUCCACACUGAACUCGGGCCAGCCUGGUCCCCGUGGCUGCUGCCCUGGACCUCUCGCACAGGACAGCUGCCACUGGGCCGCCUGCGAG